Messenger RNA from Calypte anna (Anna's hummingbird), 918 nucleotides. RefSeq names its product ring finger protein 212 (gene RNF212). NCBI's taxonomy places the organism in Eukaryota, Metazoa, Chordata, Aves, Apodiformes, Trochilidae. Gene Ontology annotation, biological process: reciprocal meiotic recombination; protein sumoylation; homologous chromosome pairing at meiosis. The record is from RefSeq and is a predicted model, not a curated record. Bases 1 to 918 code for a protein of 305 amino acids. Gene Ontology annotation, molecular function: SUMO transferase activity. The transcript is spliced from 12 exons. Gene Ontology annotation, cellular component: synaptonemal complex.
AUGGCCGUCCCGGUAUUCUGCAAUUCGUGCUUCUGCGAGCCCCGCAAGCCUACCCCCCGAUUCAGCCUCACAAGCUGUGGCCAUGUUAUCUGUGAGGUCUGUCUGCAGAAAGGCAAAAAAGAUGAAUGUUUGAUCUGUAGAACUCCUUGUCGUACAUUACUCCUUUCAAAACAGACAAAUCCUGAUAUUCAAUCACUGUUCAUGGGAAUAGAUACGUUAUGCAAGAAAUAUUCAAAAGAAAUAACACAGAUUUCAGAAUUUCAAGAAAAACAUCGUAAACAUUUAUUAGCAUACCAAAGACAAAAGACUGCAAAGUUGGAAGAAUCUCUCAAGAAAGUAACACAACAAAUGCAUCAGAUACAAUGUAUGAAACCUCCUGAACAAACUACACAGUUACCAUUUUCCAGUACAAGUAGAAAUCGACUUUCCAUUCCUUCAAGAAAACAGAAUGGUUAUUCUUCAUAUUCUCUUCAUCCUAGUCAUCCUUCCACUUCAGAAAUAACUGAGUCAAUGGAGAUUGAUCCUCUACCUUCACCAAUAAGGAAGCCUGAGACACCAACUGGUCCAGCAAGAUUAUCUGUAAUAACUCCACCACAAGAUGGACGUAUGGGGAGUGUGUCCUACAGGAGUUCUCAGUCAUCUGGAAUAAUGUCAAGUCAAAACAGCAGAGCAGGAUCUACAAGAUCCACACCUAUAAGGCUACCAUUUAAUGGAUGUUCACUUACACCAUCAUCUGGAUCACAAAGCAGCAGAAGAGCGUCAUGGGCAAUUUCUGAUUUCAGAACCCCUCAGCUGUUUCCAUUUACAUCACCUUCCCCACAGUCAUCCUUACCAAGAAAUCCAAUCACCAUCUCUGGACUUCUGCAAAGACAACAUUUAGGAUCGACUAAUUUUGGAGGGCAGUCAGCAGAAAGAUAA